CUGUCCAUAGUCUGUUUACCUGACAGACCUCUUCACGCCUCUCCUGAGCAGGAAAAAGACAGGAAUGAGAGGAGCACGGUGAAAAGUACCACCACCACAAAGACCCAGGAUUCGUACUCUACAGGAAUGGAUGUGAGAACGUUGGAGAUUCCGGCUGAGCUAUCGGCCAGACUACGCAGCGCAGCAGGGCGGCAGCACGUAUCAGGGGUGACAGAGGUGGCGCCUCCACAGGUGAAAGCACAAAACACCCUAAUCCUGCCCCUCGAUAUCGACAGCUACCCCUUCUCACGAUACGCCAACGCCACACUGAAGGAUGGCUGGUGUCAGCCACAGGGCUACUCCCUCCAGCGACCUCUGACCUCUCUGGAGCCUGAAGACGCUCAAACCGCUCUGGAGAUCCACAAACUGAUACUGCGUUUUGCAGGGGACAGUGAUCUGAGUGGCUGGCAGGAGCAGAUGUUGGGGAACUACAUUGUGGAGCAGGGCCAGACUAGACCCCCCCUGAGGGAUGAGAUCCUAGCCCAGCUGGCCCACACCACCUGGGGCAGGGAGUCAGAGGAGGUGGCGCUGCGGGGCUGGUUGUUACUGGCCUACUGCCUUAGUACAUUCACCCCCUCCCCAGCCCUGGACAAACCCCUGCUCAAGUAUGUAUCUGAUAAUGGUCCAGGUGAAUAUCGUUCUCUGUGCCAGCACAAACUCCUCACCUCCCUCAAGUUACCCUCCCCUGCCUCCCGCCUCCACCCCCCCUCCCAGCUGGAGUGGACAACCAAUCAGAGGAGAGGAAAUAUGGUGAUGGACAUACAUACCUACAACGAGGAGAAGAUGACAGCUGAGGUAGAGUCCUGGACCACAGGGGAGCAGCUGGCCUCGUGGCUGCUCCACUUCAGAGGGUUACCUGAGGCUCCACGGGGCUGGUCUGUGUCUCUGCUAGCUGAUGAGGGCUGGUCUGAUCUGGCUGGAUGUGACUUUGUCUUGGACCUGUUGGCUGGAGCAGAGACUGAUGCUACUCUGGAGACCGCACACACAGACCCUGACUACCUGUUCAACAAUGAGGAAGACGGGAUGAUUACAACAGAUCUAGAUGGCUUCAUCCCCCCGGCCCCCUCCAUUCCGGCCCCUUGUCUCCCCCAGCAGGGCCGUAGAGACUACCAGCAGUCAGAGGGUUUUGGUCAGAUGGACUGCUAUCUGGACGACCUCUUUGACCCAGUGAUGGACCAGGGACCAGGGGACCAGGAGCGUAUGGUCAAGUUGAACAGGAGGAUGAGAGGAGGAGGAGGGAUGUAUAGACCAGGUGUUCCAAUGACAAUGCCAGGCUAUUCUAUGGGAAUGCCAGUGAACCCUGCCAUGCAAAACUACCAGGCUCCAAUGAUGCCAAGUAUGAUGCCAGCUGCCCCCAUGCCUAUGAUGCCAACCAUGAUGGCACCCCAGCCAGCUGCACCAGGCCUGGACCCCCAGCAGAUGGCAGCACAGCAGCAGGCUUUCAUCAACCAACAGGCCCUGCUCAUGGCCCAGCAGAUGACAAUGCAGGCGAUGACUAUGUCCCAGCAGCAGACUCAGGAGCAGCAGCGACAGCAGCAGCGGCGCCAGGCUAACCUUCGACCCGUCACACCCCCCCUCGCCCCCUCACCCCCGGCUCAGACACAGACACACCACUCUGCCCUCUCACCCCCAGCCCAGACACAAACACUCCCCCGCGCCCCUCCGCCACUAACCACACCCAGCCAGAGGAAACCACAGAUACAGCACCACAUACCUGAGCCGGAAAGAGAUGUGGACUUUGUCAGUCCAGACCAGCUGGACUCUUUCAAGGACAAGAGAGAGUUCUUCCAGAAGAUUGGUUCUCAGCCAAAGCCAGCAGCCAAACCGCCAAAGCCUCGCCCUGCUCCCAGUAGCCCCCCCAAACAGACCCGUCCCUGCUCCCCCUCCCCCUCCCCACCCCCAGCACCCAGGACUUGGCAACGUCCCGGAGGGAGCACCCCCAAACAGACCCUUCCCCGCUCCCCCUCCUCCUCCCCACCCCCAGCACCCAGGACUUGGCAACGUCCCGGAGGGAGCACCCCCAAACAGACCCUUCCCCGCUCCCCCUCCUCCUCCCCACCCCCAGCACCCAGGACUUGGCAACGUCCCGGAGGGAGCACCCCCAAACAGACCCUUCCCCGCUCCCCCUCCCCACCUCCAGCACCCAGGACUUGGCAACGUCCCCCGUCUCCUCCUGCCAGAGAACCAGACCGCCCCAGCCCCCCUGCCACCCCGCCCCCUCCCAGCACCAGAAUCCGUGACAUUAUUAACCAGUACCAAAACCGCCCUGUCAACGAUCCAAAACCCUUGAAACCAAUCAGGGUUCCAGCACAGUCGUUUGUGAAGAAGAAAGAUCCUAAAGAGGAGGCCCUUUCUAUCCUCAGAAAUAACAGACCUGUACAACAGCAGAAGCCUCCCCCUGCACGGCAGCCCUCUCCUCCCUCCACCAGAGGGCCUCACCCCAUUUCCAACCACAUGAAGCAGAAACAGCGCUCCCUUGCCGACCUGUUCGGCACUCAGGGACGCUCCGAGAACCCUCCGCCUGCUCCACCCGGGUUCGCCCCUCCUCCUCCUCCUUCCCCAGUCCAACACAUCUAUGAGACCUUGCCAGACCCUCCCACCAAGGCUGCCCCCACACUCAAUCUGCUGUCUGGGGAGGAGAGUGUUCGCUCCCAGCUCCACAGGUUCUCUGCCAGCGUCUACUUCUCCUACUCGGCUAUGCCUGGCAAACUGUUCCUACGCAAAGAGGUGUUUUACCCCAGAGAGAAGUUCAACCACCCCUACAUCCUCAAUCUCCUCUGUGAGCAGAUCAUGAGAGACACGUACUGUGACACCUGUGUGAGGAUCUCCAGAGAGGAGAGGAGGAAAAUGAAGGACCUACUGGCCAGUUUCAACGUGGGUACAAGUGUCAGCUUGGUCCAGGAUGACACCAUGAAGAAGAGGAUAGUGAUGGCUGCCAGAGACAACUGGGAAAACUACUUCACAAGACUGUUCCCUGUCAAAGGUGAUACCAGCGGGGACACCCAGGUAUUGGGUGUGUCUCAUCGUGGGCUUCGUCUGCUGAAGGUGGCCAGAGCAUCAGGCAUCAACCCCAAACACCUGAUCCUGCUACGCAGCUACAGCUACGCGGAGCUGCUGUCGGUGAAGCUGCGGUCUGCAGACAUGGUAGAAUUCAGUCUGAAAGAAGAACAGCUGCAGCUGCAGAGCAACAGAGCUGCUCAGAUCACUGCCGUGGUCAGGCUGUUCCACCAAGAACUCGUCGAGGGCUCGGAUCAUGUGAUCGCCCUGAAGAGCUUUGAGACGGUCGACAAGAGCCUGCUCAACUUCCGCAAGGGUGACAUCAUCAAACUGCUGCCCAUAGAUGGCCUCAAACCAGGUUGGUGUUUCGGUUCCAUUGGGGGGCGCUCGGGUCUCUUCCCCACGGACAUCACUCAGCCGUCUGCCCCUCCUGACUACCACCAUGUCCACCUUGACCGCCGCGACGAGAGGAGGAAGAGCAUGAGAGCUCCAACCCCCAGACCCACCUCCCACAACGGCUCAGCACAGCACAGCCGAGAUGGCUCCGUCCUGGGGUCGGCUCGGUCGGUUCAGGGUAGUGAGAUGAAUGACGUACAGACGUUCCUGAUGACAGAGUUUGCGAUGAAAUACUUCAGAGAUGCUGACACGAGCAUGGAGGGUAGAGGUCUUCUUGAUGGAGGUCGAAACUUCUCAGAGAUGGUUCAGUACACAGAGGUUCCCGUUCGGGAAUCUCUCAUCCUGUACUCUGAUCCUGAUCUUAAUAACCUGGCUGUCCAGGCCUUCAUGAGUGUGAUGCAGUUCAUGGGAGACCAGCCUCUGGGGAAUCACAAGUCUGAGGAAGACUGUGUCAGCCAUGUCUUGAUGCUGGGGAAGGAGAAGGAGUUCCUGAGAGAUGAGAUCUACUGCCAGGUCAUUAAACAGACCACUAACAACACUCACAGGCAGAGCUGUACCCGAGGUUGGCGUUUAUUGAACCUGGUAACAGGGUUCUUCCCCUGUUCUGGCACUCUCAAUCCCUACGUCACACAACUCUUACAAAACAUCAGCCAAGACCCCUCACACCCUUACCAAGAGCUGUCUCAAUACUGUAAGGAGAACCUGUUCCGGUCUCUGAUCCACGGAGGUCGCAGACACGUCCCCUCUCAAGUAGAGAUGGAAGCCAUACUGGCUGGCAGAAGCUCUCGCCGGUUCCCCAUCAAGCUGCCGGGUGGAGUAGACUUCCCCUGUAAGAUACGCAGCUUUAGCGUGGCUCUGGAGGUGGUGGAAGAGCUGUGUACAGAGAUGGGCAUCCAGGACCUGUCAGAAGUCAACGAGUUCUCUAUCCAUGCCAGCCGGGACCAGGAGGGGAUGAUGCGGCCAAUCCACCCCGAUGAGUACCUGUUUGACUUCCUUUUGGAUGACGGCUCCAUUUUCCUGUCCUUCCACCGCGUCAUGUGGACACACCCCCUUCACUUCGACAAUGACCUGUACCUGGAGUUCCACUUCCAACAGGUCCUGGGUGAUUACCUGGAUGGCAAACUGCUGCUGCCAAGCGGUGGUGCCAAUGUUGUCCAGCAGAUGGCAGAGCUGGCUGUCCUGCAGCAUCUGGCACAGGGUCUUACUCAAGAGCCCUCUGUGCCUGAACUGAAGGAGUACCUCCCCCGACAGGAAGGGGGCAGCACCAACCUGGAGCAGAUCCACUCUAUCUCCCUCAGAGAGAGAACCACCAUGCUGUCCCUCAGCCCCCACGACGCCAAAGCACGCUUACUCGAGUGCCUGAGCUCCCUACCUCUGUUCGGCUCUAAUAUCUUCUUGGCUCAGAAGGUCAGCCAUCGCAGCUGCCCCUCGCCCUGCCUGGUGGCUGUCAACCAAGAAGAAGUGUUGUUCUGUCAUCCCAAAACACAGGAGCGGGCGUUUGUGAUCCCGUUGGUGGAAGUGCAGUCACUGAGCUUGGUCAAAUCCAAGCAAGACAAGAAGGUGCCAGGAGUGGAGAUCAAAUACGGCAACCCAGGACGCCCAAAAACCAUCACCGUCCACCUCAAGCAGGCCAAGGAGUUGUGCCACAUCAUUGCUGUCAUUAUGGAGAAACUGGUACAACCACCCAUCAAUAGUUCUGUCUCUAGCCGCAACUAGUAGAUACGCGCACACGCGCACACACACACACACACACACACACACACACACACACUCUUAGAGAGGGAGCCUACUGAUACCCUCAGCCCAGAUGUCUCAGGAUCAGCCUAUUGAUUAACGGGCCUGCACUGAUGAUUAUCAAAACAGAUCAAUGCCUUCAUAUUUUUAUCUACAUCAUUUAGUUAUAAAAAAGUCGACAUAUUACAGCUAUGAGUACCAAUGAAUGUCCACAUUUUUAAAUUCCUUUGUACGUGUUUAUAUAACCAAUGUAUCAAUGUGAAGAUUUAUUUGCAAUAAAUGUUUGUGUAAUUUAAGGCCAGGCACCACACCCUCACAGGGUAAUUUUUUCCCCUUAAUCAAUAUAGCAAUUAACUUUUACCAGUUGGAUGCAGACACAAUUAUAAUAUUUUUUUGUAUUACAAUUCUUCUGAAAUAUUUGGUUUAAAUAUGCAAAUGACGCAAUAUCUAAUGAAAUGGCCACAUAUUUGCAUAUCAUGCAAAUCUAAUUUUCUGUACACUGGAUAAAGUCAGUCCAAAUAUUUGGUUUAAUUUUGUUAAGACACUCCAUGACCGGACUUGUCCAGAGCAGAUUGUGGAUAAAUACUUGUUAUCUUUCUAUCUGUGAAACACUAGACACGCACAUAAAAUGCAUUUUUGGCACAUUUUUCCAAUGAAAAUGUUAUCUAGAAUAAAAAAUGUACAACAUACAAUAUAUGUACAAACGUUUGUGGACACCCCUUCAAAUGAGGGUAUUCGGCUAUUUCAGCCACACCCGUUGCUGACAGGUGUAUAAAAUCGAGCACACCGCCAUGCAAUCUCCAUAGACUAACAUUGUC
This is a messenger RNA of Oncorhynchus mykiss (rainbow trout), 5984 nucleotides long. Lineage: Eukaryota; Metazoa; Chordata; Actinopteri; Salmoniformes; Salmonidae. The record is from RefSeq and is a predicted model, not a curated record.